Molecule: messenger RNA, 873 nt
Organism: Arabis nemorensis
Lineage: Eukaryota; Viridiplantae; Streptophyta; Magnoliopsida; Brassicales; Brassicaceae
Source: the annotation of a GenBank genome assembly
AUGAAUUUCAACAACGUCAAAGUUCCCAAGGUACCAGGUGGUGGUGCCAUACCUGCGUUGCUUAAGGUUGGGAUUAUUGGUGCGCUUGGUAUCUACGGUGCUACACACAGUCUCUACAAUGUCGAUGGAGGACAUCGAGCCAUCAUGUUUAACCGUUUAGUCGGUAUUAAAGACAAGGUUUACCCGGAGGGUACGCACCUCAUGAUUCCAUGGUUGGAGAGGCCGGUCAUUUAUGACGUUCGCGCACGACCCUACCUUGUUGAGAGUACAUCAGGAAGCCGUGAUCUCCAGAUGGUGAAGAUUGGGCUUAGGGUUCUCACGCGUCCCAUGGCCGACCAGUUACCUCAAGUCUACAGAACCCUUGGUGAGAACUACAGCGAGAGAGUUUUGCCUUCGAUAAUCCACGAAACUUUGAAAGCUGUGGUUGCUCAAUACAAUGCAAGCCAGCUUAUUACUCAGCGAGAGGCGGUCAGUAGGGAGAUCAGGAAGAUUCUGACUGCACGAGCAGAAAACUUCAACAUUGCGCUUGACGAUGUGUCCAUCACAAACCUGACAUUCGGGAGGGAGUACACGGCUGCCAUUGAAGCAAAGCAAGUGGCUGCUCAAGACGCUGAACGGGCUAAGUUCAUCGUGGAGAAGGCCGAGCAGGACAAGAGAAGUGCAGUUAUCCGUGCUCAGGGAGAAGCCAAGAGUGCUCAGCUCAUAGGUCAAGCCAUCGCAAACAACCAAGCUUUCAUUACGCUAAGGAAGAUCGAGGCCGCAAGAGAGAUUGCGCAGACCAUAGCAAACUCGGCAAACAAGGUGUACUUGAGCUCUGACGAUCUGUUGCUUAACCUACAAGAGAUGGAUUUGGAUGUGAAUGCAAAGAAGUAG